This is a messenger RNA of Fimicolochytrium jonesii, 1054 nucleotides long. RefSeq lists its product as uncharacterized. NCBI's taxonomy places the organism in Eukaryota, Fungi, Chytridiomycota, Chytridiomycetes, Spizellomycetales, Powellomycetaceae. The coding region runs from base 196 to 816 and encodes 206 amino acids. The transcript has 2 exons. The record is from RefSeq and is a predicted model, not a curated record.
CGGGAGAACCAGUGCUGGGAGAACGCGUUGGCAAACCCCGGUGACGACCAGGAAAGCCUGGCAAGAGCCUCAAGAGCUGCAUUCAGAGCCGAUUCAGAGCUGCAUUAACAGUUAUCUGCGCUGCGAAAGCGAUAUCGCUUGGAAGUCUUUGACCUUCUCUUUCGUCAAGGCUACCCUCCCGCAAAAGUAACCGUCAUGUUCCAAACCGAGGCUCUCCACGCCUUGAAAAAGGCUGCCGCCAACUGGCCUGGGAGUCAGCAGAGGUUUUUAUCGACAGCGACGCACCGAGCGUCUAGACUGAGCGACUCAGGAGUAAAGGCACGGCAUACUAUCCGCAUUGCAAACCGCUCUCAACCGACCCCCCGAUCUACGACGACCCGCUGGUCACGGCCGAACUCGUCGUCCUCAGCAUCCGAAUCUGUCCCAUACCCCGAACCGAUACCAUCACAUACCCCACAGCCUCGCGCAACAGGACUUAGACUGAUCGCCCGUCGUUCCAAAGAAGGUGUUGCCUUUGUAGGGCGGUUCAAGAAGACCAUUUUCGAGCUGUUUCUAUGGAUGGUGUGUGGGAGUUUGGCACUGGAGCUGAAGUGGAUGCGGAGAGACUUUGCGGAGUACAAAGAGACGGUGGACGUCAAGGCCAGAAAGUUGCGAAAGGAGAUCGAAGCGCUGAAGAGGGAGUUGAGGCCGCUGCCAGCGGACACUCCAAAGGCACCUGUGAAGGCCAGCAGGGCGGUGGAGAAAGCGACUUCGUCUACGCCAACCUCAGAUGUUAGCGGGUCUCCGACGCCGUCAAAGAAGUUCGCCAUAUAUUAGCGCUACGUUAGUUUUCGUGCAGUGGGAUGUAGAUCUAGAGUUUCGUGCGGCGGGAAUUCUAUCGACAGGAUGGAAUCAGACAUCAUGACCCAUAUGAGUAUAAAAACCAUACCAUACAAGACAGUACAUCUCGGGCAUCGGGAGCUUCCAUAUGCUUCGCAAAGGAAGAGUCGACUCGCUCGAAACUGGUCCUCGUGAGAGACGACGUGACCCAGGACGUGACCGAUGUUGGGACUGG